Messenger RNA from Patiria miniata (bat star), 1741 nucleotides. RefSeq names its product THUMP domain-containing protein 1-like (gene thumpd1). The record is from RefSeq and is a predicted model, not a curated record. Gene Ontology annotation, biological process: tRNA modification. The transcript is spliced from 4 exons. Gene Ontology annotation, molecular function: RNA binding. NCBI's taxonomy places the organism in Eukaryota, Metazoa, Echinodermata, Asteroidea, Valvatida, Asterinidae. The coding region runs from base 162 to 1121 and encodes 319 amino acids.
UACGCCUAGCAGCAUGUGCACGAUGGGACUGCCUUGAUUCUCGGGGAAACAAGUUUUAGAGCAAGAAAACUAAAGCAACCCUUCGACUUUUCGAUAGACUUUUUGUACAAAAUCGAUCAUAUUGCUGUUGAAAUCUAGCUCCGAUAGCCCACAUCCACAAGAUGGCCGACAAACAGCGAGGCAAGAAGCGAUCCAAAGCCUUCUACAUCCAAAGCAGCUCAAACAAAAAGAUGCGUCGGGAUAAGUCCCUGGACGUUGGUAUGAGGGGCUUUCUACUGACUUGCAACCGCACAGAGCAACUCUGCGUCCGUGAGGGGUAUUCCCUGCUGGGGGAGUAUGCAGAUAAGCUGUACGGACCAGAGAAACUGGGAGAAGGCGGCUAUGCCAGCUCUGGAAGUGAAUCAGAGCCUGAAGAUAUCGAGGUAUCGCUGCGCAAGGAAGUGGCCCAGAUGAAACAGAAACAGGCCGAGAAAAAGACGAGGUUUGAAGCAAUCAACAGCGGCGCCAACAAUGUCAUCUUUAUAAGAACCAAGUUUAUACCAGAUCCGACUGAGUUAGUCCAGCACAUAUUGACAGAUAUAUCCACUACCCAGACCUGCAAAUCCUGCCACAUAAUGCGCAUGCUGCCAGUGAACGUCACGUGUCGCGCCACCAUCGAAGACAUCACAAAGCAUGCUCCAGAGUUUCUUUAUCCAUACUUCCACGCAGAUGGCGUCGAGCCGUCUACAUUUGCCGUCCGCAUCAAAAUCAGAAACAAUGCUUCCAUCAAGCGGGACGACGUCAUUAAACUGAUGGCUGCCAUGGUGACGAGUAAAGGCAUAAAGCACAAAGUGGAUCUUGACGACCCGGAAUUGUCCGUGGUCGUGGAGAUCAUCAAGAACGUGUGUUGCCUGAGUGUCUUGAGGGACUUCAACAAGUUGAAGCGGUACAACUUGCAGGAGAUAGUCGGGGACGGGGGUGCAGCACGGAAGAAUGACCCAGGCCGGAGUGCAAAGGGAACUCCCAAACCGGCAGAAACGAAUGACCUUUCUGGGGCUGCUCAGGAUCUAGAAAACAGUGGCGAAACUGAGAAUCGGACAGAAUCGGAAGGUACAGAUUUAGCCCAAAUUCAAAAGAAUUAGGUAUCUAAUUAUUUCUGAACAGUGUUUGUAUUAACAAGAGUCGACUGUACUUAUGUUCUAUCUUGGGAAGAAAAAGUCAUCAUUUUAAAGCCAAAGUUUCGAGUCUUUCCCUAAGGUUUAAAUAUUAAAUACAACUAAUUUUUGUCCCAAGGAGUGCCUCAUACACAUGACCUUACUUUUUAUUAUCAGUUUCAUAUAGUAAUUUGUAAGUCUGUUACAAAUAGAAAAAGACGAACAGUAUGUUGUACACAUUUGAUAUUAGUUCCAAUUACCGUUUAUUGACCAAGGACUAGAACAAAUAUUGUAAAACACAUCGCUAGUUUGGACAAAUUGUUACGGAUAUACUUGGCAUUUAUGUCUCGAUGUGACCACCAAACCUCACUAAAUACCUGUCAUUGCACAGCUUUGCAAAAAGUCAGUAAACAUUGGUUUGCCAAGUUAAUCCUGCAGUUUCUGAUAUGUUUCAUGCAGAACAAAGUCUUGUAACAUUGCUUAAUUGUAACAAAGUAUAAAAUAAUAUUGAUUUUUACAAAAUAAAAGCUCAAUAUUUUAAUACAAAACUCAAAGAUGCUCAAAUUUUGUUGUGGCGUGUUGUAAGUGUGCGUUCCAACAUAAAACAU